Cannabis sativa is the source of this 3734-nucleotide messenger RNA. Its product is annotated as LRR receptor-like serine/threonine-protein kinase RGI2. NCBI's taxonomy places the organism in Eukaryota, Viridiplantae, Streptophyta, Magnoliopsida, Rosales, Cannabaceae. The record is from RefSeq and is a predicted model, not a curated record. The transcript is spliced from 2 exons. Gene Ontology annotation, biological process: protein phosphorylation; hormone-mediated signaling pathway. Gene Ontology annotation, molecular function: protein kinase activity; protein binding; ATP binding. The coding region runs from base 200 to 3616 and encodes 1138 amino acids. Gene Ontology annotation, cellular component: plasma membrane.
CGAAAAUCUGUAUAGUUUAUUUAUUAUUCUUUCUUUACUUUUGUUGCUUGACUCAAAAGCAUUAUAUGUUAUAUAGUUAGUAUAAGUCAUAUACUAAGAAUUAGUAUAGUAGAGUUUAAGAAAAGAAUCAAAAGAGACAGAGAGAGACCCAAUGCAAAACCAAGUGAAACUGGUUAAGGUUUUGAGGUGAUUAUUGACAAUGCCGAUGCUUACCACCUCGAUCAUCCAUAUCCAUAACCAUAACAAACUCUUCAACCCAAUGUUAAUCAAACCCUUUACCAUUUACACUCAUCUCCUCUUCUUAAUCACUAUUACUACUACUAAUGUUGUUUCUGCAAAUAAUGAAGUUCUUACACUUUAUUCAUGGCUUCAUACUUCUCCUUCAUUUUCAUCAUCUUUUUCUGAUUGGAACCCUUCAGACACAAAUCCAUGUAGUUGGUCUUAUAUCAACUGUUCUUCACAAAACUUUGUCACUCAAAUUAAUAUUCAGUCUAUUGAGUUGGCUCUACCUUUUCCUACCAAUUUUUCUUCACUUCAUUUUCUUGAAAAGUUCAUUGUUAGUAAUUCCAACCUUACUGGGAUUAUUUCCUCUGAUAUUCAGUAUUGGUCUGAAGUGACUGUUAUUGAUGUUAGUUCAAAUAGUCUUGUGGGUUAUAUUCCUUCUGGUGUUGGCAAGCUUAAAAAUCUCCAAGAUUUGAUUUUUAACUCUAAUCAACUCACUGGGCAGAUUCCAAAGGAGUUGGGUGAGUGUACUAACUUGAGGAAUCUUCUUGUUUUUGAUAACUUUUUGAGUGGGAAUCUUCCUGUUGAGUUGGGAAAAUUGUUGAAGUUGGAAGUUAUUAGAGCAGGUGGUAAUAAAGACAUUGAAGGGGAAAUCCCAGAAGAGAUUGGUGAUUGUCAGAAUUUGAAGGUUUUGGGUCUUGCUGAUACUAAAAUCUCUGGCUCUAUUCCUAAAUCAUUGGGAAAACUAAUAAAGCUUCAAACUUUAUCAGUUUACACUACUAUGCUGUCUGGGGAAAUUCCACCUGAUAUUGGUAACUGUUCAGAACUCAUUGACUUGUUUCUUUAUGAGAAUGAUCUUUCUGGUUCUUUACCACCUGAGUUGGGAAAGCUUCAAAAGCUUGAGAAAAUGUUGUUAUGGCAAAACAGUUUUGGUGGGACUAUUCCUGAGGAAAUUGGGAAUUGCAGAAGCUUGAUUUCAAUUGAUCUUUCAUUGAAUUCUUUCUCAGGAAGUAUACCUCAGUCUUUUGGGAAACUCUCUAAUCUUGAAGAGCUUAUGCUUAGUAGUAAUAACAUCUCUGGUUCAAUCCCAUCUUCACUUUCCAAUGCUACUAAUCUCAUGCAGUUACAGAUUGAUUCUAAUCAAAUAUCAGGGACCAUUCCUAGUGAGCUUGGAUUUUUGACUCAGCUUAUAGUGUUUUUGGCUUGGCAGAACAAACUUGAAGGAAGUAUUCCAUCAACAUUGGCUGAUUGUACAAACCUUGAAGCUGUUGACUUGUCACACAAUGAUCUCACUGGUAGCUUACCACCUGGUCUUUUUGAGCUUCAGAAUUUGACCAAGCUUCUUAUCAUUUCUAAUCACAUUUCUGGUUCAAUCCCACCUGAGAUUGGUAAGUGUAGUUCUCUUAUUAGACUCAGGCUUUCUGAUAACAGAAUCAAUGGUGAAAUCCCAAGUGAAAUUGGGUUCUUGAGUAACCUUAGUUUUCUUGACUUGUCCGAAAAUCGCCUUUCGGGAUCAGUACCUGAUGAGAUUGGUAACUGCAGUAAUCUUCAGUUGCUUAACCUAAGCAACAAUACAAUUAGAGGUAAUUUGCCAAGCUCUUUAUCUUAUCUUACCAAGCUUCAAGUAUUGGAUAUUUCAGUUAAUGAGUUAGUUGGACAAGUUCCUGAUAGUUAUGGUGAACUUGUCACGCUCAAUAGGCUUAUUCUUAGUCAAAACUCAUUGUCUGGUUCAAUCCCAAUCUCUCUUGGUCACUGUUCAAGCCUUCAAUUGCUUGAUUUCAGUAGUAACAACCUCUCUGGCAAAAUCCCAGUUGAGCUUUUCCAAAUACAAUCUCUUGAAAUUGCUCUAAACUUGAGUUUCAAUGCUCUAUCUGGGAUGAUCCCACCACAAAUAUCCUCUCUCAAUAAGUUAUCAGUACUAGACAUUUCACACAACAAGCUUGAAGGAGAGGUAAUGGUGCUUUCGGGGCUCGAAAAUCUUGUUUCCUUAAACAUAUCAUACAACAACUUCACAGGAUAUCUCCCUGACAGCAAGCUGUUUAGACAAUUAUCAACAACAGACUUAGAUGGAAACGAAGGACUCUGCUCGAAAGGUCAAGACUCGUGCUUCAUCAGCAUUGGCGCGCCAAUUGGUGCUCGUGGCAGCAGCAGCAGCAGUUUCAGAAGCCAACACAGACUGAAACUAGCCAUAGCAUUGCUCAUAACACUUACAGUAGCACUAGCAGCAUUUGGUGCUUUUGCUAUUUUUCGAGCAAGAAAAAUGAUGAUGAUGAGUGAGGAAAACGAUUCUGAGAUGGGUUGCGAAUCGUGGCCCUGGCAAUUCAGUCCAUUUCAGAAGCUCAACUUCACAGUUGAACAAGUACUAAAGUGUUUAGUGGAAGAGAAUGUGAUUGGAAAAGGGUGUUCCGGGAUUGUUUACAAAGCCGAAACAGAGAAUGGAGAUGUCAUAGCAGUAAAGAAGCUAUGGCCAACUACAAUGGCUGCAGAAUAUGACAGAGUUGGAGGAGUUAGAGAUUCAUUUUCAGCUGAGGUGAAGACACUCGGUUCAAUUCGCCAUAAGAACAUUGUGAGAUUCUUAGGCUGCUGUUGGAACAGAAAAACAAGAUUGUUAAUGUAUGAUUACAUGCCUAAUGGGAGCUUAGGAAGUGUUCUACAUGAAAGAACUGGAGGGUGCAGCUUGGAAUGGGAGCUUAGAUAUCGAAUUAUACUGGGUGCAGCUCAAGGCUUAGCUUAUCUACACCAUGAUUGUGUUCCUCCUAUAGUUCAUAGAGACAUAAAGGCCAACAACAUUCUCAUUGGUCCUGAAUUUGAACCUUACAUAGCUGAUUUUGGGCUAGCUAAGCUUGUUAAUGAUGGAGAUUAUGCAAGGUCUUCCAACACUGUUGCUGGUUCUUAUGGCUACAUUGCACCAGAGUAUGGAUACAUGAUGAAAAUAACAGAGAAGAGCGAUGUUUAUAGCUAUGGAGUUGUUGUGUUAGAGAUUCUAACAGGAAAACAACCAAUUGAUCCAACAAUACCAGAAGGACUCCACAUUGUAGAUUGGGUCAAACAAAGAAGAGGAUCCGAAAUCGAAGUACUUGACCCGAGUGUCCGAGCCCAACCCGAACCCGAGAUCGAGGAGAUGUUGCAGACCUUAGGUGUGGCUCUACUUUGUGUGAACCCUGGGCCGGAUGACCGGCCCACAAUGAAAGAUGUGGCUGCAAUGGUGAAAGAAAUAAGGCAAGAAAGAGAAGAGUAUGUGAAAGUUGAUAGUAAUCAUAAACAACAAAACAUUGUUAAGAAGAUUAAGGGUUCUUCUAGUUUGGUUGGUCCAUCAUCAACAACUAUGGCUAGUUUUUCUAGAUCAUCUUCUUCUUUGAUGUACUCUUCUUCUUCUUCUUCCAUUGCCAAGUGAUUAUUGUUAUUAUCAUUUGUUAUUAGUGAAAAAAACAAAAACAAAAAAGUUGUUAUUGUUUUUUUUUGUUGGAAUAAGUCUAAUAAUUAUUAUAAGUGCUUAAUCCAGAUUGAUUUUU